Messenger RNA from Fusarium mangiferae, 633 nucleotides. RefSeq lists its product as uncharacterized. The coding region runs from base 1 to 633 and encodes 210 amino acids. Lineage: Eukaryota; Fungi; Ascomycota; Sordariomycetes; Hypocreales; Nectriaceae. The transcript has a single exon. The record is from RefSeq and is a predicted model, not a curated record.
AUGCCCUUUGCAACAUCCAACCAUGUCUCUGGCAAAAGGAAGCCAGAUACAAAUGUCUCCAACGAAACUCAUUUGACGAAGCGACCCCGAAACAACGAACCUAAGACUCCAACACCAGCUCUGCUAGCUCCCCACGAAACCAUCAUCGCUGAACUCAACUCCAAAUAUGACAUCCUACCUGCUUCAGUUAUCUCGUCAACGAGAAUCAAGAAGCGCAUCAUGCAGGUCGCAAAUCACAUAAUGACCCAAGGCGAUCGACCUCCAGUAGCACUGCUGUAUGCGCGAACCGGCGAUGUUUGCAAGCUCAUCACAGUGGUAGAAAAAUGCAAGCGGAUUGUUGCUGAGGAAGGGAAAGCAUAUUAUCAGUACAACCAGCUAUUUGACCAACCAGAAAAGUCUAAAAGCAAGGAUAUUAUUGAAGAGACAAUUCUCGAAAAGAACAUUCAGGAAGACAAUGAUUCUGACAACGACGAAUUCGAGGUUAUGCAUAGCCGAUUUGAAAGUGCAGUGCUACCUCAACCCUCGCCACGAUCUGUGAAAUCGUUGAGGGUUUUCAUUUCGACUGUGCCCAUACAGGAAUUGAAAAUAAAGAAGGGUGUUACGGUCCAGUCUGGUACAGCCGAGCAAGCUUGA